AUGGCCGCCGCGGAUCUAGGAGCCGUGGAGUGGGAGAGGUCCAAGGUCACGAACCAGGACCUGAAUCUCCUGAAGAAGCUGGGGAUCACCAAGAAACCCAAAGCGCCUAUGAUAAAGGAUCUUCUUCGCAUCGGUACCCAAUUUGUCGGGUACCGUGAAUAUGCUAGUAAAGCUGAAGAAAAACUAGCGGAAGCCAAUGAACGUGCCAACACACUUGCUCAACAAUUAGAGCAAAGUGAAAAGGCUCGCAAAAAGGCUGAGUCGGAUGCUGUUGGCGCUCGAGCAGAGGCUGAUAAGGCCAAGGCUGAUGCUGCUGGUGCCGAAGAUCUCCGGAAGAAACUUCACAAUGCCGAAACUUCGCUGAGUGAACAUAUAACUGCUCAAUCUGCUCGCGAAGAAGCCAUCCUUAAGCGCAUAAGGACCCAAAAUCGUCGCUUUGUCACUAGAACGGCUCAAGAAUAUGAGCUUGAGGAUCCCGAUAAUGAUCCUCUGCUUGACGCCGUUUCAUUCCUCGAGUUUCACGGGACGGAAGCACGUGAAGGUAUCGACGAAGCUAAAGCAGGACUGUUGCGGCUCUUCCCCUAUUUCUUCCCAAAGAAAGAGGCACCCGCAACUUUCCUUAAGCUAGCCAAGUGCUUUAAUCCUCCCGAAGAUCUUGGGCUGAAGAUGCGCCAUGAAAACCAGAAGGUUGCUGUUGAGAGCACUGUUGCCCUGGUUGCUGACAGUCAACAAACUAUUGACUGGACCAAAGUUGGCGACACGGAUCAAAUUGAGCAACUCAAGUGGCGAUCCUUGGUCAAGGCGGCGAAACCCAACACGAAGAAAAUCCUGGCGUAUCUUGGGGUCAAGCCAGCUUCGACUCCUAGUUCAUCGAGGCCGGAGGUCUAGUUGCAUGCCUCUGUCUUUUCUAUUUUUUUGCUUUCUUUACUUCUUUUGCUAUUGUCGUCACUGUAGCCUUGGCGACAAUUACCCUGCUAGUCCCUUAGGAGAACUUCUUUUGUAAUGACGGUGUAAACUUUUUAGAAGUAAUGAAAUUCCUCUUGGUGCUGUCAUUGAUCCAAAGAUUUUAUUUUCCAGUUAAUAUUUGACAAUUAUUCGACCAAUCCUUGCUCUCCCAAUGCUGCUCCUGCAUCUUCCUUGUCGAAGAAAGUAGAAACCGAUGACAAUUUCCGUGAAGGUCCCUCAAGCACACCUUUGUCGGAAGAUUUGCAAGAACUUCGACAGCAACUUCAGUUCACGAAGAAACAAUCGCUUAAACUCAUGGAACAAUCUCGAGAGUCUUCUGAAAGAGAAAAAACUGCACUCCAUCAAGCUCAAACUGCCUUUGCUGAAAAGGACUCUGCUGUUGCUGAAGCUGCUGCUGCUGUGUCUCGGGAAAAUUCCAUGCUCCAGCUGCUAAUAGAUGCUAGCUUGGAUAUGGCGGGUGCUUUUUUGGAUACUGCUACUGAAGAUGAACGUGUCGAGGCUCGUUCCAAUGUUCUUCUUCGGCUUGCCCGUGAACAUGGGUCGACUUUUUGGGGCACGCCUGAACGGACUCGCCAAAUCGUGAGAUUUCAAGAUCGCGCGCUUCAGGUUCGCGGGUAUCUUGACUUCUGUACCAAGACCCUCUCAAUGGUUUAUAACUCUAUGUUUCCUCGGAACAUUCAACCAAAAACUCUUCCCGAGUUAAUGGAGAAAUUUAAGGAUGCCCACAGGAUCCAUCACUUUGUCAGAGCUCAACUGGUGGCCGGCGCCAGAUUUGCCCUUAUAAUGCUUCAGAUCUGCCACUCAAAGCUUGAUCUGACCCAAGUUGUUGAGAAAGUUCACGAGAAGGUACGGCGCCGAAGAGUUGGUGUCGAUCGUAUUAACACGAAGGUUUCACCUAUAGCUGAAGAAAUGAUUGAAGACCUUCUUCGGAUGGAUGCCGACUUUUUUGCAGAUGGUCAUUAUGCUGAUUUUCUUGGCGCUGCUCCUGAAGAGAACAGAGUGACCCUUGAUGAUAUAUUGAAUCAAGACUAAAUAUUUUCCUUUGGUAGAUAAUUCUCCUUUGUAAAUCAUGAUUAUGAUUCUAAUGUGAAGCAAACAGCAUAUUUCUAUAUUUGUCUGGCCCCCGAGUAUUUUCGGUGGCUAUUCGCUGUAUUUGUAUAAUGCGAGGUUUUUAAACCAAGGCAAGAUAAUA
This is a messenger RNA of Lolium perenne, 2158 nucleotides long. The record is from RefSeq and is a predicted model, not a curated record. NCBI's taxonomy places the organism in Eukaryota, Viridiplantae, Streptophyta, Magnoliopsida, Poales, Poaceae.